This is a messenger RNA of Eimeria mitis, 348 nucleotides long. RefSeq lists its product as uncharacterized. The record is from RefSeq and is a predicted model, not a curated record. The transcript is spliced from 4 exons. Bases 1 to 348 code for a protein of 115 amino acids. Lineage: Eukaryota; Apicomplexa; Conoidasida; Eucoccidiorida; Eimeriidae.
AUGCAGGCUCUGCGUUACGCCCCCAAGAAAACCCACCCCUCUCUGCUCUCUCUCGCCGGGUUGCUGCUGCUAGCAGCAAAAAAAAAAAAUAAAAUAAAACUGCUGCUGCAGCAGCUCGACGAGGAGCUGCUGCACGAAAACCCCACGCUACAGGACCUACACGCGCUGUACAACUCCCUCUUUUUAGAUGAUCCCCUCAGCGGCAUAAAAAAAGAAGAAAAGCCGUGGCGGUGGAUAGACCGCAUGAAGCCAGAAACCCUUCUCGCUCUGCUGGAGACGGCCGCGAAGCUGCAGGGUAAACCCCAGCAGUUCAACGAAAUUCUGAAGGGCGCCAGCCAGUGCUCGUAA